AUGGACUCUGAUCCUACACCAAUCUCAGAGCCAAAGCUGCCAGUGUCAAUGUCCUCACAAACCCUCAUUCUCGCUUCAUUAUUCGUUGCAAUAAUUUCAAUCGCCAUCUUCAUUUUCGUUUCCCGAAGGAAAAGCCGAGCCAAGCGCGACCUUGUGGUGCUCAUAGGGCCUUCAAAUUCAGGAAAAACAGCUAUAUUCUCUUCUCUGGUAUAUGGUCACGCAGUUCCAACAAUUUCUUCAAUGCAAGCCAGCUCAUCUUUCCUUGAUUUACCGGGGAAAAGAGAUCCCAUCCAAAUCGUCGACGUCCCCGGUCAUCCUAGGCUUCGAGAUCAAUUCAAGGAUUUCCUAUCUUCCGCUAAAGCCCUGGCUUUUGUCGUAGAUGCAAAUACAGCGUCUCGUAACACCGCGGUCGUUGCGGAACAUCUACAUACAGUACUCGACGCAAUCAUGGCAAUACCGCCAUCACAACCUCUUCCUACCCUCCUCAUCCUUGCGCACAAAUGUGACCUCAUCAAAACUUCCUCUUUAUCUGCUGAUACAUCAGCACUCGCCGUUACGCGUGUCCAGACCAUCCUCGAGCGUGAGUUGGAAAGGAGAAAAUUGUCACAGUCUGGCGGGAUGGGUGUGGAAGCCCUUGGCGAUGAGAAUAAUAACGAAAAGUCAAAUAUGGGUGGGUUGGACUGUCGUGGACCUGGGGGAACAUUCAAAUUUGAGAAUUGGGAAGGUGGAGAGGUGGUUUUUCUUGGGACUUCCGUCCAGAGUUCACGGUCAGAUGAAAAGUCUGUCAAGGGAAGUAUUGCGCCUUUAUUGGAUUGGAUUGAAGAGAAUAUGUAG
This is a messenger RNA of Lentinula edodes (shiitake mushroom), 834 nucleotides long. Its product is annotated as signal recognition particle receptor beta subunit-domain-containing protein. NCBI's taxonomy places the organism in Eukaryota, Fungi, Basidiomycota, Agaricomycetes, Agaricales, Omphalotaceae. The coding region runs from base 1 to 834 and encodes 277 amino acids. The transcript is spliced from 4 exons. The record is from RefSeq and is a predicted model, not a curated record.